Molecule: messenger RNA, 182 nt
Organism: Entrophospora sp. SA101
Lineage: Eukaryota; Fungi; Glomeromycota; Glomeromycetes; Entrophosporales; Entrophosporaceae
Source: the annotation of a GenBank genome assembly
GUAAUGGAUUAAUAGAUGGAAGUGAAGGACUAGAUGAUAAUGAAGAAAAUCUUAUUUUAAAAAAUCAAGAUCUAAAUGAUUUAAUUGAUGAAAAGUUAAAUAUUAAAAUGAAAUUUCCUGAUUUAAAAGUUUUACCUAAAUUAUUAUCACCUUUUGUUGAAUUGAUUGGUAAUUCACCUUAA